AUGCCAUCUGUUCCUGAAUGGCCAAAGGAAUGCAACCCACGUCGUCUAGUGACCCAGCAGCAUAUCCGCAUUCCAGUCAAGACAGGCACCUCCCACUCUGUACCUGCAAGAACUGGGGUUGGUAGGGCAAAGAGACAGCAACAUCAAAGGAAACUCGAUCAUCGUUUUCUUUCAAGGCACCGUCGUUUAACAAGAAGAGAAACCAUCCUCGAGGAGAAACAAUCCAUCUGCUCGCCCUCUGUGCCAGGGCUGGUAUCGGAGACAAAGACAUAUUGCAAUUCCCUAGAUUGCAGGCACAUGUUUGAUCCUUCGGAAAUUAUUCUGCUUGCUUCAAAACUUCAGAAUACUAAGCUGACUGUAACCUUGAUUGAUAUUUUGCAUGGCCUUGGCGGCUUGAUACAGGACGCCGUCUGCUCGUCUGCUUCAAAAACGCCACUGGCGAAGCAAAAUUAUCAUCGUGGACCCCCGGUCAUACGUCCUCCUCCUAGGCAAAAGAUUACAUCGAGAUUUGGACUUCGUCUUGCUUAUCUUGAUUUUAUACCCUCCACUGGGACGUUGUACCUUGUGGCACUUUUUGGAAAUAGAUCAUGGUAUGCCAGGAUGAUGAUGAAGUGA
Colletotrichum paranaense is the source of this 615-nucleotide messenger RNA. RefSeq lists its product as uncharacterized. Lineage: Eukaryota; Fungi; Ascomycota; Sordariomycetes; Glomerellales; Glomerellaceae. The record is from RefSeq and is a predicted model, not a curated record. The coding region runs from base 1 to 615 and encodes 204 amino acids. The transcript has a single exon.